AUGGUGUCGGUCCCUAUGCCUCAAGAGAUCAUACGAGGCGACGCGCAGGCUUUCCCACCGAUCGAAAUUCUGCAAAAGAACCUCGUAUACAUGCUGCUGGCUUUGGUCACCUAUCUAGCUUUUGUAGCUGUGCUACGCUUUCAGCGACGGCACACCCUUCAUAAGACGUUCAGCCGAUAUGCAACCAGGGAAUCCAUGAGAAAUAUGACAGAUCACGAUGCUUGGCUUAUUCAAAAAAUCAUAAUGCAGACCGAGUUCCCUUUUAUAGUUCUCAAAUCACUGCAGUUUGCCCUUUUCCGAACAUAUGGCAUUCCCACGAUAUCAAUUCUUCUUCUGAAGACAUCCCAGUUUUCGGACUCUUCCACGGCAUUCAAGCGGUACGCUGAUACAGGCACCUUGAUCGGGGAAUUCAUGGCCUUCGAACCAAGCUCUGAGCGGGCACAAACCGCGAUAGCUCGAACAAAGUUUCUGCACAAGGGCUACAGAGCCAGUGGAAAGAUCCUCGAGGCUGACAUGCUAUACACACUUGGACUGUUUGCCAUUGAGCCCAUUCGGUUUGUGAAAUUGUUCGAGUGGCGGGAGAUGACUGUAAUGGAGAAAUGUGCCGUGGGAACAUAUUGGAAAAGCCUCGGCGAUGCACUUGAGAUAAGCUACGAUGCGUUACCCUCUGGCAAAGCUGGCUUCCGGGAUGGAAUACACUGGUUGGAAGAGAUCAGCGCAUGGAGUCAUGCUUAUGAAACCCAGCAUAUGAAGCCGCAUCCUCGAAACAAGGAGAUCGCACAGAAAACCAUCGACGUUCUCUUGUAUAACAUGCCCGGGUUCAUGAAGCCUUUGGGGAUGAACUUGGUGUCACAUUUGAUGGAUGAGAGAUUGCGUAACGCAAUGAUGAUCAAGCCACCGGCGAGAAUAUUCAGCAGCGUCUUCGCAUCCGUCUUCAAACUGCGCCAGGUGUAUUUGCGACAUUUGGCCCUUCCACGACCAAACUGCAUGCGACUAGAUGUAUUUGCGCAGAAGCCUAACAAGCACGGUCGCAACUGGGUAACGAUAUAUGAGGGGGCACCGUUUUAUGUGCAACCGACAGUCUGGAACCGAUGGGGACUUUGGGCGUGGUUCAAAUGGGCACUUGGUCAGGCUUUGCCCGGGGAUGAGGGAGAAAAAUAUCAACCCCAAGGAUAUUACACACCAGAUUUAGGACCGAAAUACUUUAAGGGGAAAGGACGGAAGGAGAUGGAGGUCAUUAAACAAGCUCUUCGUCGCCAGCGGAAAGGGCAGUGUCCGUUCCCGUGA
This is a messenger RNA of Penicillium brevicompactum, 1287 nucleotides long. RefSeq lists its product as uncharacterized. The transcript is spliced from 3 exons. Gene Ontology annotation, molecular function: oxidoreductase activity. NCBI's taxonomy places the organism in Eukaryota, Fungi, Ascomycota, Eurotiomycetes, Eurotiales, Aspergillaceae. The coding region runs from base 1 to 1287 and encodes 428 amino acids. The record is from RefSeq and is a predicted model, not a curated record.